Messenger RNA from Chelmon rostratus (copperband butterflyfish), 3996 nucleotides. Its product is annotated as RAB3A interacting protein (rabin3). Gene Ontology annotation, molecular function: guanyl-nucleotide exchange factor activity. Gene Ontology annotation, cellular component: Golgi to plasma membrane transport vesicle. Bases 287 to 1627 code for a protein of 446 amino acids. The record is from RefSeq and is a predicted model, not a curated record. NCBI's taxonomy places the organism in Eukaryota, Metazoa, Chordata, Actinopteri, Chaetodontiformes, Chaetodontidae. The transcript has 14 exons. Gene Ontology annotation, biological process: exocytosis.
GUAACCUGCUCCAGUUUGCGUCAACAGCCGCUCCGGUGUGCUCGUUUGUUUGUUUGACGGGUUGCUUCGGCACGUUAGCGGGAGGGAGACCGACGGGCCCGGCUGCUGUCCACAGAGGUCCGGUCGAGGACAGUCUUCACCUGUCGGUCUGUUUGCUGAGUCACUCGUUCACCUGUCGGCCGUCCUGGUUUUCUCUGACUGUUUGUCUGACGACCGUCCGCCUGAGUGCGUCCGUCGAUCCUGCCGCCGCUGCACCAUGAGCGUAUGAUGUCUGAGAGCAGCUGCUAUGGCCUGCAGCAGCGGUCAGAGCAAUGCCGAAACUCUGGAGGGGUUCCAUGAGGUGAACCUGGCCUCGCCCACCACACCUGACCUUCAGAACCAAGCGGAGCAGCGCCCCCCCGCCCGCCACAGCACCCCGCCCACCUCCCUGUACCGCACCCACUCUCUGGGAGGGCCCCCUCCUGGCCUCCCCGCCUCCCUGCGGGCCGACCAGCUCCCCACACAGCCGGUGUACUCCACACCGCGGCACAGCCACAAUGGAAGCGUGCCAGGCCAGGAGGCGGAGUCGGCCGAUGGCACCUUCCUGUCGGGAGAGGACGGGGAGGAGGGCAGCGCUUUGAGUGACAGCCUGUCGCGGCUGCGCAGCCCGUCGGUGAUGGAGGUCCGAGAGAAAGGAUACGAGAGGCUGAAGGAGGAGCUGGCCAAGGCCCAGAGGGAGCUGCUGUUGAAGGAUGAGGAGUGUGAGAGGUUGUCUAAAGUCAGAGACCAGCUCGGCCAGGAGCUGGAGGAGCUCACCGCCAGUCUGUUCCAGGAGGCCCACAAAAUGGUCAGAGAGGCCAACGUCAAACAGGCAAACGCUGAAAAACAACUGAAAGAAGCCCUGGGCAAGAUUGACGUCCUCCAGGCGGAGGUCCAGGCCCUGAAGACACUCGUGCUCUCCUCCCCCACCUCCCCCCUGGGUGAACUCCCCCCCGCAGGAGCGGUAGGAGGAGGGGUGAAGACUCCCUUCAGAAAGGGCCACAGCAGGAACAAGAGCACCUCCUCUGCCAUCCUGGGCACGCAGCCCGACCCGUCGGCCACGCAGCCCAUCGUACGGGAGUGCAGAGAGGCCGACAGUCAGCUGUUCAGUGACUUCAAGGCGUGGAAGGAGGAGCCGACGCUGGACCGAGGCUGCUGCUUCCUGGAGAGAGUUUACCGCGAGGACAUCUACCCCUGCCUCACCUUCAGCAAGAGCGAGCUGGGGUCGGCCAUCUUGGAAGCCGUGGAGCAGAACACGCUCAGUGUGGAGCCGGUCGGUUUCCAGCCGCUGCCUGUGGUCAAAGCCUCGGCGGUGGAGUGCGGAGGACCAAAUGGGCGAAGGGCCGAGCUCGUCACAAAAUGUGCCCUGAGCGGUCAGACCAAAACCUGUAAGCACAGAAUCAAGUUUGGAGAUUCGUCCAACUAUUACUACGUGUCUCCCUACUGUAGAUACAGAAUCACAGCAGUGUGUAACUUCUUCACCUACAUUCGCUACAUCCACCAAGGGCUGGUCAAACAGCAGGAUGCGGAGCAGAUGUUCUGGGAGGUGAUGCAGCUUCGCAGAGAAAUGUCCUUCGCUAAGCUCGGCUACUACAAAGACCAGCUGUGACCGACGGACGGCGCCGCCCCCCAAUCACGUCGGACUCUGCCCUGAAGCUCCGCCCUCCCCCUGGUUCUGGUUUCCUUCUCUCGGCCCCUCCCCCGCCUUUGUGUGAGUGUGUUUCUGUGUGAGAGAGAAUAAAUGUGGUCGUUUUCAGCCGUCACGAAAAAGCCUGAAAGACUGACGUCAGUGGUUACUGAGCUGGAGGUUUGUUUAGUUUCUAUUGAGUUUGAAUCCAAAAUGUGAGAUUUCCUAUUUGAAACGUGUAACACUCCAGAAAAGAGAAGUGAAAACCGACAUAUGCUGGCAUUUAAACCCAUCUGAGGAGCUCUGACUUUGCUUUUUUCUCCCCCUCCUCAGAAAGUUUAGCAUGGCUGAAAUAAAUCAUUCGUAUUCCUCAGUUACAAAUAAAAACACUUUUCUGGACAGAUGAUGGAGGAUCAGAGCCGCAGCGAAGGAGGAGAAAUAUCUGAGAUUUAGUCGUUGAAAUAUUUGGAGAAAAAAGUCGUUUUCAAAAAAUAAAGUCAUGAAACAGGGAAUUUUUUUUUUUUUAAACUGAUAAUUUGAGAACAAAGCUACUUUUUUUUUUACAAAAAAAACAUUUCAUAAAGUUUUGAAAAAAUAAAUGAAUAAUAAUGUUUUGAGAAUAAAGGUUUAAUUUCAGAUAUUUAAUCACAGUAAAGAGCUGAGUCAGUUUUUUCUCUACGUAUCGUGACUUUUUCUUAGUUCAAACAAUUUCAUUCCGUAUUUUCUUUAUAUAAUUUUAAAUGCAAAACGUUACGACUUUACUUUCCUCAGAAUUCGGACUUUAAUGCUGAAAACGUUGACUUUGUUUCUGUAGUUUGUAAAAUGAUCUCACAGAAUCACAACUUCAUCCCAAAACACUGACUUAACCUCAUAAAUAUUACUUAAAAUUACGACCCGACUUAAUUUCCACAUUUUUGUCUUCAGCAUUCUUUCUAGAAAUCUCAGAUAUUUUUUCGAAGUGGCCCUUUUGCUCUCUCAGGUUGGCUCAAAUAACUAAAACCUGUUAAAGUUCUGCUGAGGUUACUCUGGCGUCGCGUGAAGUCAGUCGGCUGCUCUGAAUCUUUGUUCAGAAAAGUAAAAAUGUCUGCUGGAGAGAAAUGAGACACCCACCCGUUAAUAUGAUGAGCAAACAAUCAGCUGUUUACAAAAUGAAACUGUGUAUAAGCUUAUAUUUAAUUGUAGGUUUUGUUGUAGUAAAUGAUGAAGGCGGUCCAGGAAGUUGAAGGAAGGACAGUUGGAUGCAAGAUAAUCAGAAGAUCACGAGAACAAAAUUCAAAGCCUCAUUCAGACUGGAUUCAUUUAGGUAGAUUCUGACAUUACCUGCUCUGUCACCCACGUUAGUCACAGCUGCAGUUUCCAGCUGUUUACCAGUGAACCCGCUGCUCCUCCUGUCAUUUAAAUCCCGUCCAUGUGUUUUAAAACGGAUCUCUGAGUUUAUUCUGUGAAGAGCUGCUCGUCCUUCUUCUUUUUUGUAUGUGAAAUUGAAGUAAGUCAAACUGUUUGCUAAUCUGAAACAUGCUAACGCUAAUAUAGGCCUGUUGAGGAAACGGUGCCAUUAAAAGUGUGCAGAAUUAGCCAUUAGCAGCUCCCGCUUGCAGUGUCACUGUUGAUGUACAGACAACUGUCACUGCAUCUCUUUGAUACUGAAGAAAACUUAAAAACAGGAACAUUCUCAGGCAAGUUCUGCACUGUCUUUUUCCCCCAAGAUAUAGCAUAUUUGUGGAGGUUUCUUCUCAAUGUACAUUGAUAUCCUCAGGAAGUGUAAGUCACACUGAAUGAUAUCAACAUGUCUCGUCUUUGUCCUGUUGGACGUUCAUGUCUACCACAGAUUUCACUUCUCGGUGCUUUGAACAAUGAGCACAGUGAAGGUUCCACCUGUAGGGUUAAUCCUGUCUGAAUGGGGCUUAAAAUGUGUUCUCAACUUUAUAAAGCCGAAUCCAGGAACUUUAUUUAUAAUUUCUUGAAGAGUUUAUGAUGACGAUUUUGUUGUCGGGUGGUUUCAGAUGUUGGUGAGGCUCCAGGAGAAUUGGGUUAAAGGGUAACUUAAACACCACAUUUACAUUUUCUGCUGUUCAACACUACGUGACGUUCUGGCAUCUUUAGGUACUUUGACAAACAAAUUGCAGGGAAUUGUCCUUUAACAGCUCCUGGAGUCUUCAGCCUGCUGGAAUUAAUCAAUCAGGAAAUGUGUAGAUAGCAAGGUGUGUGUGUGUGUGUGUAUAAACUUUGUAUAUGUUAAUUUAAACCUGACUCCUCUGCUUCUCUCUCUCUCCCAUUCGAAGUCAAUGUCACUCUCCCGGUUUGGUUUAGUGCCUUUUCUCUCAGACACUCUGAAAUAAAAACAGUAAUAC